AUGGCGGACGAAGAAAAUGGGGAGUUUUACCUUCGGUACUACGUGGGGCACAAGGGAAAGUUCGGGCACGAGUUCUUGGAGUUCGAGUUUAGGCCAGAUGGGAAGCUCAGGUACGCCAAUAACUCCAACUACAAGAACGACACCAUGAUCCGCAAAGAGGUCUUCCUCACCCCCGCCGUCCUCAAAGAGUGCCGCCGCAUCGUCGCCGACAGCGAGAUAAUGAAGGAAGAUGAUAACAACUGGCCCGAGCCUGACCGCGUGGGCCGGCAAGAGCUUGAAAUUGUGAUGGGGAACGAGCACAUAUCAUUUACUACUUCUAAGAUCGGGUCACUCAUGGACGUCCAAUCCAGCAAAGAUCCUGAAGGCCUUCGUAUCUUUUAUUAUCUUGUUCAGGUAACCACUCAGCAAGUCUUCAAACAAGAACUAGGUCCCUCGGUUGACCAAACGCUGGUUAGACGUGAGGUCGAACAUGUCCCGCUUCUCCCUAUGGCCUUAACCUUAGUGUCCAUAUAUUUUCGUGGGAAAAAGGCGCUCCCUGAGCGCUCACAGUCUUCUUACUGUAUGGAUACCAGGAGGACUCGAGGGGCCUGUCAGCGCCAGAGCCAUAUUUGA
This is a messenger RNA of Ilex paraguariensis (yerba mate), 612 nucleotides long. NCBI's taxonomy places the organism in Eukaryota, Viridiplantae, Streptophyta, Magnoliopsida, Aquifoliales, Aquifoliaceae. The record is from the annotation of a GenBank genome assembly.